GUCUCAAUUCCAACUUUAGUCCUUCGCUAACUAUGUAUGCGCGUGUCUUUUUGUCUCUGGCUGUUGGUCUCAUUGGCGUGGCUGCCAGCCCGUGCAAGCCGUUGACCUCAGUUUCAGUCGUUUCAUCUGCUACUCUGACAUCGAGCGUCGCUGAACCCACUGUGUCUACCUCUGUUGAAUCCGUUGUCACCGAGACCUCAACUUCGGCUGAGUCUUUGGUAACCGACACUCUGACAUCAACUGCUGCGGACUCAACCACCGACUUGACAUCCACUCUCGCUUUGACCGCCACGUCUGCCGAUUCAACGACACUCUUUACAACUGAGACAUCCGCUGCUACAACUGAUUUCACCUCAACCGAGACUUCAGCCGAUACUACCACUGCCGAUGCGACAACCACGACGUCCGAUGCCCCAGCCGAAACCACCACAUUCUCCAUCAUCGCCGGCGCAGGCCCAGCAGCCAACAACCCACUCAAGUCAGACAACCUCUUCGGCACCCCCUUGUAUCUAUCCUCAAGCACCACUCUCCCCGCCCAGCACUAUUACCUCGAUACCGCUACUGGACAACUCAAAUCCGGCACCAUGUCCAUCUGCGCAUGGUUCCAGCACAGCGACAUGACCAAAGCUUACAUCACCGCAUGUUCCAGCGAGAAUGAGGAUAUCAACAAGGGCGUAGUAUAUCUGAAUUGUCAGGUUCCUACCGAGGGUUCUGCACUCCAGUGUAGCGUUCCGGUGCUGAAUUGUGUACAACUUGGUGGUGGUGUUCAGAACUGUGCUGCGACAACGGAUACAUUGAGCCAUUUCAGCAUGGAGGGUGAUGUCAAAAUGGUGUAUAUUGUUGCAGAUGGCUUUACGGGUAUAAAUCAGACCCCUGUUGAUCUGAUUGUUGACCAGGCUGCGGUUGCUGCUCCAACGCCGUGAGCUAAGGAUAGAAUAUGGAUUUAAUAUGUAGGGCCGCUGCUUCGUCCAUAUUGGCAUGCUUCAUUACUUGUAUAUUCUUUCAGGUGGCUAUAUUUCAAUUAAGUAGACUCUCAGGAAGGUGAAGCUUCUGAUACUGGAGCAAUCCAUCCCUGAACAACUAUAAUUCUAAUUCUCAGCACCCUAGCCAUAUCGUUUGACGGU
This is a messenger RNA of Fusarium redolens, 1124 nucleotides long. RefSeq lists its product as uncharacterized. The transcript has 2 exons. The record is from RefSeq and is a predicted model, not a curated record. Bases 33 to 923 code for a protein of 296 amino acids. Lineage: Eukaryota; Fungi; Ascomycota; Sordariomycetes; Hypocreales; Nectriaceae.